Molecule: messenger RNA, 519 nt
Organism: Didymosphaeria variabile
Lineage: Eukaryota; Fungi; Ascomycota; Dothideomycetes; Pleosporales; Didymosphaeriaceae
Exons: 2
Coding region: 1-519 (172 amino acids)
Source: RefSeq, a predicted model, not a curated record
AUGAAGAACAUCUUUGCGCCUAUCCUCCUCCUCGCUGGCCUCACCGCAGCCAACUUCGACCUCUACCAAGUCGAUGAGAACAACUCGUGGGACGGUUCUGGUGUCUCGGGCCAGUGGAUGAUCUUCGAAGCCGAGCCCGACUGUGACCAGGCACUUGGAAAGCGAGACUCUUUUAGGGUUCUUGCCCAGGACGAUGUAUCGGACGGCUCGGGCGUCGUCUGCGAGCCCGUGAACCAGUGCUACUACUACGGCAACCCGUCUGAGAUCAACAGAAUCGAGAUGAACUUCAACAACGAUGAUCCAGCGAAGUUCCACUGGACCAUCUAUAAGGACCGCAACUUCGACAUGAUCGGCCUCGAUGGAAAUGUUUACGGCACCUGCAUCGUGUUCCCCGGCGACGACUUCCAAUGCAGCGAGGGCACCUGGUCGAACGGCGGAAAGAGGAUGUUUAGGUGCCUUACGCCUCUCACUACACAGGAUAUUAUUGCUGGAAACGGUGGAGGCAUGGUUGGCAGGUAA